Molecule: messenger RNA, 1036 nt
Organism: Drosophila willistoni
Lineage: Eukaryota; Metazoa; Arthropoda; Insecta; Diptera; Drosophilidae
Exons: 3
Coding region: 1-1020 (339 amino acids)
Source: RefSeq, a predicted model, not a curated record
AUGAAUAAGUUUGUGGUAGUAUUCUUGGUGGCAGCAUUGCUGGGCAAUGUUUCGGCAGCACCACGUCCCCAAGUGGGUUACAACUACCAGGCCGGUGGAAUCAAUGGCAACAUUGUGGCACCACCAGUGACUGUGACGUCAUCCUAUCAGCCGACAGCAGCUGGCACCAAUUAUUACAAUUCAGUGCCCAGUAUUGGUCAAUAUAGCUCGUUGACGGGCAGCGGAUCCUACUCGAACAUCGGCAGCUCGUCUUCCUCCUCCUCUUCGUCCUCGUCCUCCGCGUCGAUUGAAGGCAGCGACAACAUUGGCUUGACUGGCAUCCAUCCGGGUCCAUCCAUUAAUUAUAACGAACAGGAAGCUUACAUUAGCCACUUGGCCAACUUCCAACCCGCUCAGAUUUCAAAGCAUUUCUACAUUCAUACCGCUCCCGAGGAUCAUGAUGAGCAGCAAAUUGUCCGCUAUGUGAAUGUUGGCAGGCCACAAAAGAACUAUCGUGUUGUCUUUAUCAAUGCACCCACAUCGACCACCAGCAAGGCCAAGAUUAUCGCCAAUGUGGCUCCAGUUGAGGACAAGACAGCCAUCUAUGUGCUCUCGAAGAAGUCGAACGCCCUGGAUGUCAGCGCUGAAGUGGUUACCCAGCGUCCAGUUAACCACAAGCCCGAGGUCUACUUCAUUAAGUACAAGACACCACAAGAGGCUCUGCAUGCCCAGCAGACCAUUCAAGCCAACUAUGAUGCUUUGGGUGGCAGCUCCCAGACCAGCGAUGAGGGCAUCAUUCCUGUCUCCUCGGUCAUCAAUAGUCUGGGUGACAACGGAGCCUCUGGUGUGGUCACCGAUAAUUCUGGAGCCAUAAACAUUGUUGGCACUGGUGGUGUGCCCACUGCCGAUGCUGGUUAUGCCAAUUUGGCCGGCAUUGUUGGUGAAGGCAGCAGCCGUCAGGUGAUUGAGACAAGUGGAACCGCCGGCUAUGGCACCAAUGCCCAGGUCACCUAUUUGCCAGCCAAGCCAGUAAGAAAGUAAAAUUUCUAAUCUUCCA